AUGCUUUUCUCGUCCAGUGCUCUCUACAGUGCUGCAGGUAAAGAUGCCAAGACCUCGCCCGCAACCACUUCACGACAUCGUCGGAAAACCGGGUCCCGCUCACGUUCCCGCUCACCCAUCCCCCGUCGGCACCAUCGUUCAGAGGGCAGACGGGAGAAACCCAGCAGACAAUCACGAUCGCCGCACAGAUCCAGUCGCAGGUCCAGGUCAGGUUCUCGUCCUACCUCCUCCCGCCAUCGGUCCCGUUCAAAGAGCUCUGAGAAACAACCGUCACAGAGGAGGAGGGAUGAGAAAGGGUCCUCGCCAAGGAGGAGAGAUAACAGACGAUCAACUCCAAGGAAGAGCUGUAAGAGACGAUCAUCUCCAAGGAGGACUGAUGAGAAACGAUUGCCCUCAUUUCGGAGUGACAAAAGACGAUUGCCACCAAGGAGGACUGACGAGAGACGAUCGCCACGAAGUAGGGGGUCCAUUCGACGAGAGAGGUUGCGCAGUAAAAAGAGCUUGGCUGAGAAACUACUGGAAAAUUCAGCUGGCCAGUUGCUGUCAAACAAGUCAGACCUGGAUGCUUUGGUUAAAAGUCUGGCUCCUAUCAUACUUGCCAAGCUAGCCAAGAGGAAGUCCCAUUCAUCGUCAUCGUCAUCGUCAUCAUCAUCAUCCCCCUCCUCCUCCUCCUCCUCCUCCUCCCUCUCCUCUUCCAAUGAAGGAAAGACCACCUCGUCUUCUUCUUCCUCAUCCUCUACAGCAAAGAAGGAGUUGACUAAAAAGCCUUCUGAAGCAAAGCCCAGCCUGCAGAAGAGUGAGGCAAGUUCUUCCACAAAGACUAAGUGUGUUAAACCUUCACCUCCAACCAUGGUGAAACUAAAAGGGAUUCAUAGUUCUGUCUCUCGCAGCGACGUGUUGGCUGCUUUGGAGCGCUUUGGAAAAACCAAGUCAUUCUUACUGUUUCCGUCCAAGCUGGAGGCAAUCGUGUGUUUUGAGAAAGAAGAAGACGCAGAGCAACUGAAGAGCCUGAAGAGCCUCGAUGUGAAAGGAAUUCAAAUAACUGUUGUUGGAGGAAAGGACACUGUGUGUGUGGAGCAAAAGAAGCCUCCUCUGAGAGAACCUUCCAUGUCCAGUGUCUCCACACCUCUAAACACUUCCACUGUCACGAGAAAGGUCCUUCUCCCUACAGCUGACAUGAUUCCACUGGAACUGCCUAAAACGCCUCCGUCGUCACCUUCUGGACCCGAAAGAGAUCCAACAGGCGAACUCCAGAACAGUGCAGCUGAAGCCACCGAAGCAGAAAACAUCUCAGCCGAGCAAGACAAUGAAAUGCCCCAGGUGUUUCAAACAGUUACCUCCGUUACCCCUCUGACUGUUGGCGAGACUAUAGAAAAACACCUGCAUCGAGACAGAAUAAAGCUCUUCACGAAAGAAAGCGUCUUAUGGGAAAAGACAAUCGAGUGUUUUGAGAAAGAAGACGACGCAAAGAAACUGAAGAGCCUGAAGAGCCUCGAUGUGAAAGGAUUUCAAAUCCCUGUUGUUGGAGCAAAGAAGACUGUUUGUGUGAAGCAAAAGAAGCAUCCUAAGCAAAAGAAGCGUCCUCUGAAAAAACGUUCCAUGUCCAGCGUCAUCACAUGUGUAAACACUUCCACGAUCACGAGAAAACCUUCCGUGUCCAGCGUCAUCACACGUGUAAACACUUCCACGAUCGCGAGAAUGGUCAUUCUCCCUACACCUGGUGUGAUUCCACUUGAACUGCCUAAAAGGCCUCCAUCUUCACCUUAUGGAGCCUUAUGGAGAAGAGCUACAGCAGAAAAUGAAAUGGUAAAAACAGGAAAGUUGCCCGUGAAGGGAGCUGUGAGAAAGCAAAAAACAUCCCCAGUAUCCAAGUCCACGACUCCAGAAAUUCAGCCUGACGUAGAAUAA
This is a messenger RNA of Anarrhichthys ocellatus (wolf-eel), 1908 nucleotides long. RefSeq lists its product as uncharacterized. The transcript has 12 exons. The record is from RefSeq and is a predicted model, not a curated record. The coding region runs from base 1 to 1908 and encodes 635 amino acids. Gene Ontology annotation, molecular function: nucleic acid binding. Lineage: Eukaryota; Metazoa; Chordata; Actinopteri; Perciformes; Anarhichadidae.